Molecule: messenger RNA, 1131 nt
Organism: Capsella rubella
Lineage: Eukaryota; Viridiplantae; Streptophyta; Magnoliopsida; Brassicales; Brassicaceae
Product: probable serine/threonine-protein kinase PBL24
Exons: 4
Coding region: 1-1131 (376 amino acids)
Biological process (GO): protein phosphorylation
Molecular function (GO): ATP binding; protein kinase activity
Source: RefSeq, a predicted model, not a curated record
AUGAGUUGUUUCUUGGGUCCAUCGAUGAACAAUAAAACUAGAGAAAAUGAAGGAUCAUCUAUGGCUGCUCCUUAUCAGCAACAAAUAACAACACGAGAUGUGGUGGCAAUGAACAAAGAAUCAACGAACAACAUAGAGGCAGAGUGUUUCACGUUUCGCGAAUUAGCAACCAGCUUCAGGCAAGAGUUCUUGACUGGAGAAGGAGGGUUCGGGAGGGUUUACAAAGGAAAGUUAGAGAAGACAGGACAGGUGGUGGCUGUGAAGCAACUUGAUCGUAAUGGAUUACAAGGGAAUAGAGAGUUUCUUGAAGAGAUCUUUAGGUUGAGUCUUCUUCAUCAUCCCAAUCUUGCCAAUCUGAUUGGAUAUUGCCUUGAUGGAGACCAAAGACUUCUUGUUUACGAGUUCAUGCCUCUUGGUUCCCUUGAAGAUCAUCUCCUUGAUGUUGGAGUUGAACAACAACCAUUGGAUUGGAACUCUCGGAUAAGGAUUGCCUUAGGAGCCGCGAAAGGGCUUGAGUAUCUCCACGAAAAGGCGAAUCCUCCAGUUAUAUAUCGAGAUUUCAAGUCGUCGAAUAUAUUGCUUGAUGAAGAUUUUGAUGCAAAACUAUCCGAUUUUGGUUUGGCAAAACUUGGUUCGGUUGGUGACACACAAAAUGUAUCUUCCCGAGUUCUUGGAACUUACGGUUAUUGCGCUCCCGAGUAUCAGAAAACUGGUCAGCUAACGGUUAAAUCCGAUGUUUAUAGUUUUGGAAUUGUGUUGUUGGAACUCAUUACCGGUAGACGAGUUAUCGAUACAACGAGGCCAAGUCGUGAACAAAAUCUGGUUACUUGGGCACAACCGAUAUUCAGAGAUCCGAAUCGAUUCCCGGAGCUAGCAGAUCCACUUCUCCAAGGCGAGUUCCCGGAAAAAUGUUUGAACCAAGCUGUAGCAGUGGCGGCAAUGUGUUUGCAAGAAGAACCAAUAGUUCGACCAUUAAUGAGUGAUAUUGUCACCACCUUAAGUUUUAUGAGUGAAAAAACGGAUUCACCUACCGUCCUUAACCAUUUUCAUCCUUCCUUUGGUAAGACCGUGGAGGACCAAGGCGUGUUUCAACGUGAGUUAGCUCCAAGGGAUAUGUACUCGUUACUAUAA